Messenger RNA from Mytilus trossulus (common blue mussel), 4003 nucleotides. RefSeq names its product nucleolar MIF4G domain-containing protein 1-like. The coding region runs from base 109 to 2820 and encodes 903 amino acids. The record is from RefSeq and is a predicted model, not a curated record. Gene Ontology annotation, molecular function: RNA binding; protein binding. Gene Ontology annotation, cellular component: nucleolus. Lineage: Eukaryota; Metazoa; Mollusca; Bivalvia; Mytilida; Mytilidae. The transcript has 14 exons. Gene Ontology annotation, biological process: ribosomal small subunit biogenesis.
ACGAAGAGUAUUUUGUGGCGAACACUCACAAUAAAAAAUGGCUGCGCCCAUAGAAUAGUAACACAACUUGGUAAUCUGUGUGUUUUUGUGAAAUCAACCAACGAGAAAAUGACGAGAAAAAGAAAAAUCCAGUUUAAAGAUGACCCAGCGAAUUUGAAACGCUUUCGAGAUGAAAUAAUGCACCUGUCUGAACCAAAAACAAAAGACAGUAAUGUUGAAUUGUACAAGCAUGAUAAAUCUGAAUUUUCAUUACGUGGAAAGAAGAAAUUACCAAGGAAAAUGAAGAGGAAAGAGGAAAGACAUAUGAAAAAAGCUAGAAAAUUGGCACAUUAUCAGGGAAAACAGAUACCUAAAGCAGAAGACCAGUUAAAGAAAAAGAAAGAAGAAGAAAAGAUUGAAAGAAAACAGAAAACUUUGGAAAAGCAAAAGAAAAAGAAGAAAAAAUCAAAAGAAAAAAAGAAAGAAAAAUUGAAAAUGGAAGAAGAGAUGAAAAAAGAAGAUAUGCGUGCUGCUAUUCAAAAAGAAGAAAAAAUGUUAAAGCAGUUGUCGAAACAGCUUCAUUUGAAUAAAAGAAAGAGUAAAACUCUUCCUCAGUCAUUUUUGAAUGAUGGUUUGGAUUAUUUAUUAGACGUAGUAGAUAAAGACAAAGUAACAGCAUUGUACGAGGACUCUGACAUUGAGGAGGAAACUACUGCAGGGAAUAAAGACGACAGUAACAGUGACCAGGAGGUAAGUGAUGAAAUGGACGAUGAAAACUCAGAUGAGAUGGACGAUGAUCAACAAAAGAAAAGAGCAAUCAAGGAAAUAAUGUCACAUCUCAAAAAAUCAGAGGCGAAAUCUAUACUGAAAACUUCUAAAACUGUCAAGAAAGAUAAAACAAUAGCAAAUGUCAAAUUCUGUGAGGUGGGAGAGGCAGUUGUAGAGGAUGAUCUCUCUGACGAUGAAAAUUUAAGUGAUGAAGAUAAAGAUGUGACUGAUGAUGAUGAAGAAAAUUUAGAUGAUCAGAAUUUAAGUGAAGAUGACGAUUUACACAAUCAUGAUGAAAGCGAGGAUGAAAGGAUUCUAAGCAAUAAAUCUAAAUAUUCAACAGAGGAAACUGACAGUGAUGAAAGUGGUGAUAUCCUUUCAGAUGAAAACAGUGACACUGAAGCAGCACCAAAAUUGCAUCACAAUAAGGGAGACAAUCCAGAAUCAACUUUAAAAGAAGAUAUCUAUGGUAGGCUGAGAGAUUCACAGGGCAAUAUAGUAACUGCAGCAACGGGCUCAUAUAUACCACCAGCAAAGAGGUUGGCAAUGGCAGACACCAUGGAUGAAAAGAAAAAGUUAAAAAUGGAAAGACUUAAAAAACAGCUAAAAGGUUUAAUUAACAGGACAAGUGAAGCUAACAUGGGUCCAAUCAUCUCACAGAUAGAGACAAUUUAUACAACUAACAGUAGAGGAGAUGUUAAUGAAACGUUACGAGAUAUCAUCAUGGAGUCGACUGUGUCAAGUAUGGUCACGCCUGAGAGACUAGCUAUGGAACUGAUGAUGUUGGUUGCUAUACUAAAUAAUAACGUAGGAAUGGAAGUUGGUGGUUUGUUCAUUCAGGAAUUAGCAUGGAAAUUAAAAGCAACUUGGGAAGAUUUGGAGGGGAAAUAUCUUGACAAUAUUGUGUUACUGUUUUCUCAUCUCUAUAACUUCAAAGUUAUCCACUGUAUACUGAUCUUUGAUAUAAUUAGAAAGUUUGUGGAAAGAUUUACAGAAAAAGACAUUGAACUGAUAUUACUAGUACUAAGAUCUGUUGGAUUCAGUUUACGGAAGGACGACCCCCAUACACUGAAAGACAUUAUACUCUUGAUACAAGGGAAGGCUACCUCAUUGGAUAAAACGCAAUCAAGUCGGGUACAGUUCAUGUUAGAUGUGUUACUUGCCAUUAAAAACAAUAACAUGAGGAAAAUACCAAAUUAUGACCCAGAGAAAUGUGAACAGAUGAAAAAAACAGCUAGAAAUCAUGCUAAAACAAGCCUUGGUACUAACCAACUGAGAAUAGGCUUAGAAGAUUUAAUGAAUGCAGAGGACAAAGGUCGCUGGUGGGUGGUUGGAUCAGCAUGGGAAGGAAGAUCAGAUAAACAUGAAGAUGUUAAACAAACAGUUCACACAACAGUACUUGGAGAAGCCAGUGAUAAAAUAUUAGAAUUAGCCAGAAAACAACGAAUGAACACAGGCAUAAGGAAAAGUAUUUUCUGUUCUAUAAUGACAAGUGAGGACUAUAUUGAUGCAUUUGAGAAAUUAUUACGACUUGGUCUGAAAAAUCAACAAGAAAGGGAGCUAAUCCAUGUAAUAACAGACUGCUGUCUCCAGGAAAAAUCAUAUAAUCAAUUUUACGCUUAUCUUCUCCAAAAGUUCUGUGAAUAUGACAGGAGAUUUUUGAUGACAUUCCAAUUCAUGCUGUGGGACAAAUUUAAAGAAAUGAGUCACCAAUCAGAACAGAGUAGAAACAAUCUAGGGAAAAUUGUGGUACAUCUUCUUGUUACAAAGUCCAUAUCACUCAGUGUGUUCAAGGUAGUAGAGUUUGGGACUUUAGACAAGAACAUGGUGAGAUUCCUAAAGCAAGUGUUACAAGAAAUUCUAUUGGAUCACCCUGAUCAUGUGAUGCAAGAAGUUUUCUCUAGAAUUGCACCAUUGACAAAAUUACAUCUUUUACAUGAAGGACUUAAAUUAUUUAUGAGACAUUUUCUUGUUGGGAAGAAGUCUAAACAAGAGCAGAAUAAACUAUUGAUAGAGAGAGUAUCUUUAGCAGAGAAAGCACUGUCAGCUGGUCAUUCUAAGUUCCAAUUAUAACUUACCUGUAUGAUGAUAGUUAUGGGAAAGAAAUAAAAUUAGUUUUGAAUACACAAGUUAAAUGAAAGUUACCGACUGUCUGUUGAAGAUUGGUAACAAGAGGGACCUCUUUCGCACAGAACAUACAACAUAAGGGAAGAACUUCACACUGUUCAACACCAGACAAGUGAAUAAUUUUAACAGGGACUAACAUAUGUCUGUUGUCUUCCCAAGUUCCAUAAACACAACCAUUGAUAAGGUUCCUGACUUGGCACAUGCUCAUGAGAUGGGGCUAAACUCAUUCCUCACAGGUUCCCAUCUUAAUCAGUGAAAUGAUUAAAGGUACGUACUGUUAGAGAGAUAAUGAAAAUCACACAAGACAGGGCACUCAACUCUUUAACACCAAUAUUCUAGAGACCACAAUCAAGAAUAAAAUGUCAACUGAGCUAACUACAUAUUCAAAUGAAAUCAGAUUUUCAUGCACCACCUACCCACCUACGAUAGUAGAGGGGUAUUAUGUUUUCUGGUCUGUCCGUCUGUCCUUCCAUUUGUUUGUCGGUCUGUUCCACUUCAGGUUAAAGUUUUUGGUCAAGGUAGUAAUUGAUGACUUGAAACUUAGUACACAUGUGCCAUAUGAUAUCAUCUUUCUAAUUUUAAUGCCAAAUUAGAGUUUUCACCCCAAUUUCACGGUUCACUGAACAUAGAAAAUGAUAGUGCAAAUUUCAGGUUAAAGUUUUUGGUCAAGGUAGUUUUUGAUGAAGUUGAAGUCCAAUCAACUUGAAACUUAGUAUACAUGUUCCCUAUGAUAUGAUCUUUCUAAUUUUAAUGCCAAAUUAGAGUUUUAACUCAAAUUUCAUGGUCCACUAAACAUAGAAAAUGACAGUGCAAGUGGGGCAUCAAAAUUUUAUAUAACACAAAUAUAAUUGACACCUGUGUUAUGAUAGACUUUAUCAAAACUUUAAUUCAUCUACUUUUAAAAGACCUUAGAUAGGUAUGUUUGUCAAGAAAGCCCUUACAUUAGUGGAUAUGCCUAAGUUAUAUAAUAGUUUUGAUACCUAAUGUAAUGCCAGUAGGAAAACAUUUCAAGGGAAAUCCCAGAAUAUUUUGGAGUCUCUGCUUUGAUAUAUGUGUACAAGUUUGAUAGAACAAGAUAAUGGCACUGGAACAUGUUUAAGUGACGGCUGAAUAAAAUAUUUACAUACAA